Molecule: messenger RNA, 1497 nt
Organism: Aspergillus puulaauensis
Lineage: Eukaryota; Fungi; Ascomycota; Eurotiomycetes; Eurotiales; Aspergillaceae
Exons: 1
Coding region: 1-1497 (498 amino acids)
Molecular function (GO): hydrolase activity, hydrolyzing N-glycosyl compounds
Source: RefSeq, a predicted model, not a curated record
AUGACCGACCAGCUCACCAAACUGCACAACUUUCCGAAUAAACCAAGGGUGUUUAUCGUUUCAGAUAUCUCGAACGAACCGGAUGACGCCGAAUCACUAGUGCGCUACCUGCUCUACAGCCAUCAGUUCCAAACAGAGGGCCUGGUGGCUUGCACAUCAACAUGGAUGAAGAACAAGGUCUGCCCUCAGGACAUGCAGAAGAUCAUUGACGCCUACGAGAAAGUUGUCGACAACCUCAAUGCCCACGUCCAUCCCGAUGCCAAAUAUCAACCGGCGAGCUACUUCCGAGGCCUCGUGCGCAAGGGCGCAGAGGUAUACGGAAUGGAAGCAGUAGGAGACGAUAUCCCUCUCAGUGAGGGUGGCGAGCUGCUACUCGAGCGUAUCCAGGCUCCUAGCGACCAGCCCCUUUGGGUUCUUUUCUGGGGCGGCACCAAUGUUCUAGCUCAGGUGCUUCUUCGGAUCGAGAAGCUUUACUCUGUGGAUGAGGCUGCUAAGCUGCGCUCUAAACUCCGUGUUUAUACGAUAUCAGAUCAAGAUGAUACGGGCCCUUGGAUCCGCCACAGGUAUCCCGAUAUUUUUUAUAUUGCCUCUAUCCACGGUUGGAACCACUACGGACUUGCUACGUGGACGGGAAUCUCAGGCGAUAAAUACUACAACUUUGACCAAGGCGGUCCGGAUUUUACUAAGGUAACCAAGCACUGGAUCCGGGAGAAUAUUCAGAUAGGUGAGCUGGGUUCUGCGUAUCCUGAUUAUAUGUUCAUCCCCGAGGGUGAUACGGCGACAUUCUUAUACUUGAUUCAAAAUGGGCUGGGUGUUCCCGAGCAUCCGGAGUAUGGUUCUUGGGGUGGCCGGUAUCAGCGGUCUGACGUGAGUGCCAAGGGCCUUGCCAGCAAACACUACGGUGAUGCUGUCGACCGGGUGGUUGGGGCGGAUGGCCGCAUAUAUACUACGAAUCAUGGAACCGUGUGGCGCUGGAGAGACAGUUUCCAGAACGAUUUUGCCGCGCGUAUCAAAUGGUCCCUUUCUUCAGACUUUUCUGCAGUCAACCAUGCACCAAUUGCUUCUAUUAAUGGCGACACCAGAUUGGCGCCACUGGAAAUCGAAGCUGAAGCGGGGUCUACCUUCACGCUCGACGCGUCCGGGACUUACGAUCUAGACGGGGAUGAUUUGACCUUUAAUUGGUUCCACUACAAGGACCCGACGGCCACUCAGGCAUGGGUAGAUGCAGAAGUCGCGGACCUCGUUAUAAAACCGAUUGACGAAGGUCGAAAGGUUGAUAUUACAGUUCCUCCGCCAGAGAGAUGCUGUGUGGAAUUGAUGAGCAGACAACCAAUCCCCCGGGGGCAGAUCUUGCAUUUGAUCCUGCAGGUGACGGAUAACGGAACACCUGCGCUGACGAGCUAUCGGCGAGUGUUAAUCCAGACGACCAACCCUCGGUUGGAGGGAGGGGGCAAGGGAGCCGAUGCCGUUGGGGAUUUAAUGGCGGAAUUUACAUAG